This is a messenger RNA of Lathyrus oleraceus (garden pea), 343 nucleotides long. Its product is annotated as nucleolar protein 16-like. Bases 23 to 295 code for a protein of 90 amino acids. Lineage: Eukaryota; Viridiplantae; Streptophyta; Magnoliopsida; Fabales; Fabaceae. Gene Ontology annotation, biological process: ribosomal large subunit biogenesis. The transcript has 2 exons. Gene Ontology annotation, cellular component: nucleolus. The record is from RefSeq and is a predicted model, not a curated record.
AAAUUGUUUAUAUUUUGUUAAAAUGAGUUUGAAUUUUGUGAAUUUUGGGUUUGUAGAUUUGAAAUCGGCACUGGGAAAGAGGAGAAGAGAUGGUAAAAGUGCACUUCCUCAACCUUUGACUUCAAUUCAGCGUCUUUAUAUUAGUCGUCUAGUUGAAAAAUAUGGAGCUGAUUUUCAGAGAAUGAUGAUGGAUAUAAAGCUAAAUCCUAUGCAGCAUUCAGUUGCGACUUUAGAGAAAUUGUGCAUGAGCUAUUACAUAUACAAGAACAAGAAUCCGCUUAUUGUUGGAAGGUGAAAUGCUUGGCUUAGGAGCAAGUGUAGGGCCGUCGAAGAUUACCAACUA